Molecule: messenger RNA, 861 nt
Organism: Uncinocarpus reesii 1704
Lineage: Eukaryota; Fungi; Ascomycota; Eurotiomycetes; Onygenales; Onygenaceae
Product: glutamate decarboxylase 1
Exons: 2
Coding region: 1-861 (286 amino acids)
Biological process (GO): L-glutamate catabolic process
Cellular component (GO): cytosol
Molecular function (GO): pyridoxal phosphate binding; glutamate decarboxylase activity
Source: RefSeq, a predicted model, not a curated record
AUGGUCCAUCUCGCUGCCGUCAGCAAGAACGCUGACACUCUCCCCCUUCGCAUGGUGAAGCGGGUUGAUACAAUUCCACUCGACGAGCCGCAGGAACAUGACUUCUUUUCCAGCGUCUAUGGCUCGCGUUUCGCGGCCGAAGAUCUGCCGACUAAUGAGAUGCCCGAGAAGGAAAUGCCGCGAGAAGUGGCUUAUCGAAUGAUCAAGGAUGAAUUGAGCCUGGACGGCAAUCCAAUGUUGAACAAAAACUUUAUUGACUACGAGGAAUAUCCCCAGUCUGCCGAAAUUCAGAACCGCUGCGUGAACAUGAUCGCGCGCCUUUUCAAUGCUCCCAUGUCAGAUACGGCGGACCAUGCCAUGGGGACCUCGUGCGUCGGCUCUUCCGAAGCCAUCAUGCUUGGGACACUCGCUAUGAAGAAACGCUGGGCGAACAGGCGCAAAGCAGCAGGCAAGGACUGCUCACGUCCCAAUAUAAUCAUGAGCAGUGCAGUUCAAGUCUGCUGGGAGAAAGCGGCCCGGUAUUUUGAUGUCGAGGAAAAGUUCGUAUACUGCACUCCGGAAAGGUAUGUUAUUGACCCUGAGGAGGCCGUCGAUCUGGUCGAUGAGAACACCAUUGGUAUUUGUGCCAUUCUUGGAACUACGUACACUGGUCAGUACGAGGAUAUCAAAGCCAUCAAUGAUCUGUUAGUGGAGAGAGGUAUCGACUGCCCAAUUCACGUCGACGCUGCCAGCGGGGGAUUUGUGGCGCCAUUUGUCAACCCGGACCUCGAAUGGGAUUUUAAACUCGAGAAAGUCGUUUCUAUCAAUGUUUCCGGGCACAAAUACGGAUUGGUUGGUUCCCAUCAGUCCAACACGCCGUAA